Pleuronectes platessa (European plaice) is the source of this 1707-nucleotide messenger RNA. RefSeq lists its product as uncharacterized. The coding region runs from base 70 to 1095 and encodes 341 amino acids. The record is from RefSeq and is a predicted model, not a curated record. Gene Ontology annotation, molecular function: protein binding. Lineage: Eukaryota; Metazoa; Chordata; Actinopteri; Pleuronectiformes; Pleuronectidae. The transcript has 12 exons.
AGUUCAUCACACACCUGCUGCACACACCCAGAGUCCUGGAGGUCAGACGUGUGGGCCACAUGCUGCAAUAUGUUUAGAGAUCGAUGCCGUUUUUCUGGUGCUUACUUGGAAAGGUGUCCAUAUGCCCAGGAAAACCCUCUGUCUCUCUCUCUCUUUCUCCUCCAGUGGUACAGUCCGGCUUUAUCAAUUCUCAGGAAUGAGGAAUUUGUAGAGCCAUUCAUGUCCCUGCUGCUCGUCCUCUCUCACAUGGACUUCCAACUGGACCUGGAGAAUUGCAGUUUUCUGGAUGAGAGCUGUCUCCCACCGGUGUGUGAAAUAUACGAAGUAGUGCCCUGUCGGGAAGUCGGCAUGGUGCUGAGGUAUCUCAGCGGGCGUGUCUUUGUCCUCCACCUGACGCCCGGCAGUCAGGCUCACGUCGACCAGGUCGUUUCUCCCGGUGACAUCAUUGAUGAGAUCAACGGGACCUCGCUGAGGAAUUCCAAGUGUGGACAGGCAGGUGUGGUUCUGUCCCGGCUGAGGAGCUGCCCCCUCACCAUCCGUAUCCUGCGAUGGAGGGCUCAUGAUGGGACAGUGUACCGGCCCCUCGUCAAACUCCUGCGGGCCCUGAGGAUGGAAAACCCCAUGCUGCAGCUGGACAGCACUCCUACCCCACAGCCGGCCCCCCAGGAGCAGAACCCCCCCCCAACACAUUGUCUCAAAGAGGGAAGGAUUGUAUACAUUCUGCAGUUCUUGGGAAAAGCAAAUAUUGGAACGUUUGGAGGCAAAGAGGUGCUGCAGCAUGCAAUUGCACAAGUGUUGCAGAAAAACAUGGCCAGCCAGGAGGUGCUCCUGGAUAUGAAGGAAACCCACUUGACAUGCACCGAGAGUAACAGCAAACUGGAGCUGUUUGAGCAUCAAUAUCCGGAGAUUUCAUGUGUCGGGAGAUACGGUCGACCAGACUACACAAUAUUUGCCUUCUGUGUGGCAGACUCCCCAGAAACCCCUCAGUCAUCAGGCUUCUACUGUGUGGCGCUCAGAGCCAGCUCCAUCAAGCAGUGUGAAGAGAUUGUCUGCCGUAUAGCUACUGGCUUCAAGCACACAGAGUGGUUUGUAUGACAACUGGAGCGAAAUCCAUUUCCACAUUCUAUUGUAAAUAAAUGUAUAUAAAAAAGUGUACACGUCUGGAAGACACAUUUAAAUUGACUACAGCACACGGGGCUUUCUACUCAUAAAGACCUUUAAUAGAAAGACAUGUGACAUUUUCAUAAAUAGUAUUAAAUGUAGCUGCCAAGAUUUUAUGUUGGAAAACACGUAAAAAGCAGUCCAGAAAAAUACAGAGGGGUCUGCCAUGCUCCUGGUCAAAGAGCGCAGGGCAUCGACUGGUGGUCAACACCCCGGCACUGCAAGGAGACCUGUAGAGCAAGACGUGCUGGCAUUUUGUUGGAAAUGGUAGAUGGGUAAAGACACCCUGGACCCCCAUGGAAGAUGUGAAGAAAUCACCUUUGCUUUAAAAAGAACCUUAUCCUCAGAAGGAGCCUGUUACCCACACAGAACCGGGAGGAGGGGGAUGAGUUAUAUGGUGGCUAUGACAUGUAAUGACAACCCAUGAUGGUAAACAUAGAUAUUCCUACUGCACAACACUUCCAACUACCCAAAGUGUAAUCAGGCUUGUGGAAUGGUCAAUGUAUUGUCUCAAAUCUAAAAUACGAUACAAAAUUCAAAAAGAAA